AUGAGCACAAACACUGCCCGCAAGGCCGGCGAACAGCCAAAGCGUCGUGCCUGCGACGAAUGCCGAGGCCGAAAGCUCGCCUGUUCCAAAGAAAUCGAUGGAUGCGCUCGAUGCAAGCGCGAAGGCAUCAAAUGCGUCUACUCGCCUCAGAAGCCCAUGGGAAGGCCGAGAAAACGAGCACAUGUUAAGAUUGACGCCACUGAAAACACUGAAACCAAUGCUCAGAAAGACAAGCCAAAUGUCGUUACCGCAGAGACUGCACCAGCCCUCCCAGCCCUCCCGGCGAACAUCACCCCUAUUCCACCUUUCAACCCCGACGACUUUGCCCUUCCAGAGUUCGACCCAACCCUCGCCAUGGAUCUCGACUUCUCCUUCCUCGACAUGAGCAACACCGACCUCAACUUCAUAGACAUCAUCGACCCCUCCACUCAAUUCCCACCCAACCAGUACCUCCCCACCGACCCCCUCCCACAACACCUCAACCCAUUACCCCCCAUCGAGCCCAUCAACAAAACCCCCGUAUCCGAGCCCCCAGGACAGUUCUUCGCCUUCGGCACCGACCUCGGACAGAUCGACUUCAAUUCGUCCGUCUGCCAACAACCCCCCACCAGCCAAGCACCCGAGAUCUCCCAAGAAGACGUCGCCGAAAUCUUCUCCAUCCCCAACAACAUCCCCACCAUCCCCGACGAUUGUUCCGUCCCCAGUCUUUCCCCGGGAGGUAGCUCUUCCUCAUCCUCCUCCUCCCCCAGCGCCGACCCUCAUUCCAACGACCCCCCAACAUGCAGCUGCCUAGCCUCGCUGUACCUAGCAAUGGAAUCAGUAAAAGUCCUCCCCAAAUCCAUCUCCCGUGCCAUGCGCAUCACCCGAGCGGCCUCCCGAACAGCCCACGACUCCAUCCUCUGCAAAGUCUGCAGCGACGUCCCCUUGUUCAACCCGGAUAACCCGGGCACUUUGGCCAAGCCGCCGAUGGUGUCGCUUCAGUCGCUCAUGAUGCUCGGGGCUCUGCUUCCAUCCCUCUCGAACGCGUACAUGAGGAUAUUGACAAUGGUUGAUCAGGAGGCUGCUGCUGCUGACAGGGAAAGGCGGAAGAUUGUGUUUACGCUUUCCGAGUAUGGGGGUUUGUGGGGGACGUUGGCCGAGCAGGAGCCUUACCAGUGCGGGGCGGCGGAGAAGCUGGAGGGGAGGGUGAUGGAGGCGGGGUUGUGGAGGUUGACGGUUAGGGCACUGCUCAAGAUUGAUGUUUAUGGGGUGCAUGAUGUGCAGUGUAGGGAUGUGAGGAUGUUGGGGUUUAAGGAUAUUAUUGGGAAUAUGGAGGAGAAGUCUAGGAAGGAGCGUUACGUUGAAGAAGAAGUUGGCCGCAGCACAGCUGUUCCAAAACUAAAAAUUCUUGGGGCUUUAGAGGGGAAAAGUUGCUAA
Podospora anserina S mat+ is the source of this 1416-nucleotide messenger RNA. RefSeq lists its product as uncharacterized. The coding region runs from base 1 to 1416 and encodes 471 amino acids. The transcript has 2 exons. NCBI's taxonomy places the organism in Eukaryota, Fungi, Ascomycota, Sordariomycetes, Sordariales, Podosporaceae. Gene Ontology annotation, molecular function: DNA-binding transcription factor activity, RNA polymerase II-specific; zinc ion binding. Gene Ontology annotation, biological process: regulation of DNA-templated transcription. The record is from RefSeq and is a predicted model, not a curated record.